Cucurbita maxima (winter squash) is the source of this 1420-nucleotide messenger RNA. Its product is annotated as inositol oxygenase 1-like. The record is from RefSeq and is a predicted model, not a curated record. Bases 249 to 1169 code for a protein of 306 amino acids. Gene Ontology annotation, molecular function: iron ion binding; inositol oxygenase activity. The transcript is spliced from 11 exons. Lineage: Eukaryota; Viridiplantae; Streptophyta; Magnoliopsida; Cucurbitales; Cucurbitaceae. Gene Ontology annotation, biological process: inositol catabolic process. Gene Ontology annotation, cellular component: cytoplasm.
AAUACGAAAUUUGCAUGCGAGUAGUUCAUGAAUUGUAAAAUAACACAAAUUAAACCAAACAUUUGUAUUUUUCGUUAUUUUCGUUAUUUCGGAACAAGGACUCGGAGCCUGAAAAUUCUCAGGGAAGGGCUUUCCGGCCAAUUAUAAAUACCUUCCUUCUCCAUUAACAAUGCCCUCACCACCGCCAAACAAUCUCCAUUUUCCUCUCUCCUCUUUUUCCUUUUUCUUCAUUUUCUCGCCGCUCAACGAUGACGAUUCUCAUUCAGAACCCGGACUUCGGAGUUGCGGCGGCGGAGGAGAAGCGGGUGAAUGAAGAAGAAGACACGGAAUUGGUCCUGGACGGAGGGUUUUUGGCUCCCUAUGCUAAUUCGUUCGGCAACGGCUUUAGGGACUAUGACGCGGAAACUGAAAGGCAAGAAGGGGUUGAGAAUUUCUACAAACAGAAUCACAUGAAUCAAACUUACGAUUUCGUGAAGAAGAUGAGAAAAGAGUACGGCCAGCUGAACAGGGUGGAGAUGAGCAUAUGGGAAUGCUGCGAGCUUCUCAAUGACGUGGUUGAUGAGAGCGAUCCUGAUUUGGAUGAGCCUCAAAUCGAACACUUGUUGCAGACCGCUGAAGCCAUUAGAAAGGAUUAUCCUAAUGAAGAUUGGCUGCACUUGACUGCGCUUAUACAUGACCUUGGAAAGGUGCUUCUUCUUCCAAGCUUUGGUGGUCUUCCUCAAUGGGCUGUUGUGGGAGACACCUACCCUUUGGGCUGUGCUUUUGAUGAAUCCAUUGUCCACCACAAGUAUUUCAUGGACAGUCCUGAUUACUAUAACCCGGCGUAUAACACUAAAUACGGAGUUUACUCGCCAAAUUGUGGACUCGACAAUGUAAUGAUGUCUUGGGGGCAUGAUGACUAUAUGUACUUGGUGGCAAAGGCGAAUAAUACUACUUUACCUUCUGCAGCACUUUUUGUUAUCAGAUACCACUCAUUCUACUCAUUACAUAGAUCAGAUGCGUAUAAGCACUUGAUGAAUGAGGAGGAUGUUGAAAACCUGAAAUGGCUGCGUAUAUUCAACAAAUAUGAUCUUUACAGCAAGAGUAAAGUUCGGGUUAAUGUCGACAAAGUGAAGCCCUACUAUCUCUCUCUCAUUGAGAAGUACUUCCCUGCUAAGCUACAAUGGUAAAACAAAACAUGUGAGAUUUGAGUGCAGUGAAUGGUUGGUACAUUGAGGUGAAAUGGGGCCAGCAAUAGCACGCCGCAGCAGGCAAGAGAUUUGGAGCUGGGUGGUAAAUAGGCUCAAACUUCCUUUCUCUCGUGGGAAUCAGAGUUGUGUGUUAAAUAAUAGUUAAGCAGUAAUAAAAAUCGUUCUUUUCUAGCUUCUGUGCAAAUAUUGUACUAGGUUUUUACUCAAUAAAACUGGUUUAUUCCGGUGAC